Polypterus senegalus (gray bichir) is the source of this 9224-nucleotide messenger RNA. It is a transcript of the gene mki67, whose product is annotated as marker of proliferation Ki-67. The record is from RefSeq and is a predicted model, not a curated record. Gene Ontology annotation, biological process: regulation of mitotic nuclear division; regulation of chromosome segregation. NCBI's taxonomy places the organism in Eukaryota, Metazoa, Chordata, Cladistia, Polypteriformes, Polypteridae. Gene Ontology annotation, molecular function: protein binding. Gene Ontology annotation, cellular component: chromosome; nucleus. The transcript is spliced from 16 exons. Bases 330 to 8663 code for a protein of 2777 amino acids.
UUAGUCCCAACUCUAAGAUGUGAAGAUUGUCUUUGGGGCUUGGUAGCUGUUAUCACAUGAAAGUGUUGGUCUUGAGCCGCGGAGUGAUAUAUUAUGUACGUCAGAUUGUGAAACGGUUACGCAGCGGGUUGGCCGCGCUUUGAGACGUUGAACCUGAAUCAAUAAACUGUUUUGUGUAAUGCGGCAUGGUUUAAUUCCUAGUUUUUAUUUUUUUUUUCUCCUUACAUCACCUUGUUUUUAGGACAGUGUGAUGUUCUGAGUUUAUAUGGAUGUUGAUGCCUCGUGUUGUAUUUUACGAUAAACAGGUAAGCUGAUUUUAACUGACCAAGAUGACGGUGCACGGGAAAAUUGUAAUUAUAAAGAGAAAUGGAAGUGAUGGGACAGAAUUCCCGCUAACGAUGCCUUUAUGCAUGUUUGGAAGGAAACCAGAUUGUGAUAUUCGCAUUCAACUACCCCAUGUUUCUAAAGAACACUGUAAACUGGAAAUUAAUGAAAACAAGGCAGUAAUUUUAACUAACCUGAGCUUGGUUAAUCCAACUUGUGUGAAUGGAAAUAUUGUACCAGAACCUAAACAAUUGAAGCACGGAGAUAUAAUAACUAUUAUUGAUCGUUCUUUCAGGUUUGAAUAUCCCAAUGCUACUCCAAGGAAGAGAAGAUCAACUGCAGGAAACAAAACUUUACAGCAGGUGAAGGAAACUGUUGGCCAUUUAUCUGAAAAUAAGAGUGAAUUUACAGCUUUGAUUUCAGGUACAGCUGAUGUACUGAAUGAUGAAGUGGAGCAAAAGAAUGAGUCUGAAAACCUUAAUGCCACACCAGCUAACAUGGCAGUUAAAGCACAUAAGCAGAAGAUAUUGGAUGGAUCAUCUCCAUUUAGUCAACUUUAUAAAAUGCUUAAAAAUCAGAUUGAGGCUAAUGACAAAAGUAACAUCCGUUUAACUGAUGGUAAGCCACCUACAAAUGUUUCCGACAGUGCGAGUUUGAUGGUCCAGUCACCAAAGCGUAAAUCUCAGAAAAUAUUUCAAAGUAAAGUCUUGGAAAUGGAGAUAUUCGAGAAUAAGCAGGAAAAUCCAAGUUUGUCAUUGAAAGCUAAUGAUACUUCAUUGGAAAAAGUAGUCUCUGGCAGAAGGAGUCAAAGAAGCAGCUGUAAUUCCUUGGGUUCUGACAAAAGAGUGGCAGAAUCCUUGAUUAUAGAGUCACAAGAAGUUAAAGCAGAAACACCAAAUACCAGAAGAAAAAGUAACGUAAUACAGCAUGUAGUUUCUAAUGCAGAUUGUGAAAAUCAAGUACCUGACAAUGACAAGGAGAGUAGAGUACUUGAAACGCCUAAAACAUGUAGGCGUUCAGGGACAUCUUCAAGUUUAUCUAAUUUUGUAGUAUCUGAUUCUUCUGUUUCAGAGCCCCUUGUAUCAAAAGAAACCCCUUCACUUGGAACCCCUAAAUCCUCAAGUAAGGGUCGUGGCAGAAAGUCGCUGAAAUCUUCCAGCUUGUCUUCUAUAGAUGUUCUGAGUAAUGAAAUGCUGUCUACAAACAGAGAUGUAGCUGUGAGCACAACUAGUACCCAAGAAUUACUCUUGAAGCAAGUGGAUGGGAGAAAGAACCUUUCUGAAAUUUGUCAAAGCCAUGUAUCUGUAACAGGUGACCAUAAUAAGAAGACUAGGAGAAGCUCACAGGCUAUACACAGAAGAUCUCUAAGUGCAAGUGAAGUUUUACAGGCAAUUCAGGAUUCACAUUUGACUGAGGUGUUAGAUUCAAUAAGUGACCAAAAUAGUGAAUCAUGCAAUGUAAAAACCAGAAGGAGUUUUAAAGCUGAAACAGUAGCAUCCCAAGUAAAUUCUUCCAAGCAGGAUUCUACCUCUCCUAGGCUCAGAACUAGAUCAGUGUCCCCUGCAAAGGUAAAUCAAUUGCCUCAGAAAGCUCUUCUGCAGCUACCAGCAACAAGCCAUACAAACAGUCCUACACCAGCCAUUCAGUCUCCUAAAAGUGAAACUAAGAAAGUUUUAUCAUCAUCAAGGAGAUCCAGCAGUUUAGCUGCUGCCAUUAAAUCCCCUGAAAGUGAAACAGAGGCUGUUUUACCAACACCAAGGAGACCAGGCCGUCCUGCAGCUUCCACUAAAUCACCUAAAAGUGAAAUGGAGGCCGUUUCCUCAACACCAAGAAGAGCCAACAAUUCUGCAGCUGCCAAUCAGUCCCCUAAAAGUGAAACUAGGAAGGUUUUGUCAUCGCCAAGGCGAUCCAAAAGUCCUGCUGCCACCAUUAAAUCCCCUGAAACUGAAACAGAGGAAGUUUUGUCAACACCAAGGAGACCAGGCCGUCCUGCAGUUGCCACUAAAUCACCUAAAAGUGAAACUAAGGCAGCUUUAACAGAGAGAUCCAGAAGUCCUGCUGCUGCUAUUAAAUCACCUGAAAGUGAAACGGAGGCAGUUUUGUCAACACCAAGGAGACCUGGCUGUCCUGCUGCUGCCACUAAAUCCCCCAAAAGUGAAACGGCGGUAGUUUUGUCAACACCAAGGAGAUCCAAUCAGUCCCCUGAAAGUGAAACAGAGGCUGUUUUACCAACACCAAGGAGACCAGGCCGUCCUGCAGCUGCCACUAAAUCCCCCAAAAGUGAAACCGGGGUAGUUUUGUCAACACCCAGGAGAUCCAGCAGUCCUGCAGCAGCCAUUAAAUCACCUGAAAGUGAAACAAAGGCAGUUGUGUCACCAAGGAGAUCCAACAGUCCAGGUGCUGCCAUUAAAUCGCCUGAAAGUGAUACGGAGACAGUUGUGUCAACACCAAGGAGACCUGGUCGUCCUGCUGCUGCCACUAAAUCCCCCAAAAGUGAAACCGGGGUAGUUUUGUCAACACCAAGGAGAUCCAACAGUCCUGCAGCAGCCAUUAAAUCGCCUGAAAGUGAAACAAAGGCUGUUGUGUCAACACCAAGGAGAUCCAACAGUCCUGAUUCUUCCAUUAAAUCGCCUGGAGGUGAAACUGAAGCAGUUGUGUCAACACCAAGGAAACCUGGUCGUCCUGCUGCUACUAAAUCGCCCAAAAGUGAAACCGGGGUAGGUUUAUCAACACCCAGAAGAUCCAACAGUCCUGCAGCAGCAACUAAAUCACCUGAAAGUGAAACAGAGGCAGUUUUGUCAACACCAAGGAGACGUGGUCGUCCUGCUGCUGCCACUAAAUCCCCCAAAAGUGAAACAGCGGUAGUUUUGUCAACACCAAGGAGAUCCAACAGUCCUGCUGCUUCCCUUAAAUCACCUGAAAGUAAAACGGAUGCAGUUUCAUCAACACCAAAGAGACCUGGUCAUCCUGCAGCUGUCACUAAAUUGCCUAACAGUGAAGAGGAAAACUCGCCUCGUAAGAGAUCUGUGAGCAGUGUGACCAGAGGGAUGAUGCUGGAAGCUGGAGAAAAUGAUACAAUGCCUUCUCCCAGUACUUCUAAUCAAAUCUCAACCCGAAAGCGGAGGAGUGGAGAGCAUUUUGAGAAGUUAUCAGAGCCUUCCUCAAAGAGGAAGAGAGUUUCUUUUGGUGGGCAUUUGAGUCCUGAAAUAUUUGACAGACGUUUACCACCAAAUUCGCCACUGAAAAAAGGUGCUGCCCCACUUAGACUGAGUUUAUCAGUGAUGAAGAAGAAGAAGACGAUUACUAAACCUAGCAGAUAUUCAAUUUCUGUGGUUGGCUCUUCUAUGAUGAAGGAAAGUUUAGAGGCUUCUACAGAGGAUAAAUCUAUUAAGAAAUCCUCUCCUGGCAGAUUGCUGCCCAAAGUUAGCAGUACUCCUCAGAAAUUGAAGACUCCAUCACCUCGCCAGAAAUCGACUAAUAAGUUAACUCAAAGUGUGACACCAGAUGUGAUUGUGUCAGCAUCAGCUGCUGAAACUGUGGUGAACAGUUCUGUUGAAUCUUUAGUUAAAACGCCAUCUCCUGGUACAAGAGCACGUAGAAGUGCAGCUAACAUAGAGUUUGAAUCUGUGACAAAAGUAAAAGGAUUAUCUGUCAGUAACAGGAAGUCUUUGCAAGACAGGAAAUCUGUCUCCUUUGUUUCAGAAGAAUCACCACUGAGAAAACCAGUAGAUGACUUAACAUUCCCUUCACCAAGUAAAAAAUCUCAUUUGAAAAAUACUGUAGUUUCUCUCGGUAACUUACUGAGUGACUCUAAUAAAAACAGUACUAAGUUAGAUAUAUCUUUAAGCGACUCCCCUAGAUCAUCUCCUAGGACAAAGUCCGUAGUUGAUCCUGGCCAAUCUCAUGAAAUUUCCAUCAGCACUCUUCAGAUAUCCCCUAGAAAUAAACAACUCAGUGAGUCUGAAUCAACACCAGACAAGAAGCACAUUGUUGUAAUUGGUACACCUCGUUCAUCUCCUAGGAAUCGUUCAUUAAUUAGCUCUUCUGGUACUAACACAGCUGCUGUUGCAGACAGUGUUAAUCUAGCCUCACCUAAAAGGAGGUCAUCUCCUGGUGUCUCAACAGCACCUAAUGAGUCCAGUGAAAGAACACCAUAUGUUCGUGGUCGUUUCUCAAUUUCUCGAAUACAUACACCUUCACCCAGUACAGAAGAAAACGCUCCAAAAAGUGUUAAUGCAGAUAAAAACAUUAACUUCACACCCAAACAUGUUCAAGAACGAAAAAGCUUGUCCUCUACUGCAAAGAAGUCCAUUACUAAAAGUCGGCGAAAGAGCGCUAUUUUUGGUUCUGUGCGUACAAGACGAAGUGGUGCACUACAGUCAAGCCUGUUCGCAAAAAAAUCCUGGGCAGACAUUGUUAAGCUUGGUGUUGCAAAAAGCAAGACGGUGGCUGCUGCGAGGAAACCUUCUUCUCGAAAGAAGCAUGUAAAAAAAGUGUCUUCUAAAGUUCAAAAGACACCUGUUCAGAAGAUAAAGGAACAUUUUAGUACUGGUCACGCAGAGUCCCCAGCCACAAUUGUUAUUGGCAGAGCACAUAGAUCUGUGCAAGUAGUAGGUCAAGCACCUCGUCUCGUCCAAAAUGUGGCAUUGUUGAAGAACAUGGAAAUGAAUGAAAGUUUUACAGGAAUUGAUGUAUUGUUUAGUACACCACCCAACUAUAAAGUAAAAAGAUCUUCAAGAUGCUCUACAGAUCUUGAGGUUCCUGUUAUUACUUCACUGUCUCCUUCUGAAGCUUCAACUAUGAAAACCCCUGAGGAGACAGGUGAAAUGGUAGUGUCGCCUUUAAGUCUUCCUAGUACUUUAAGACGUGGAAGGUAUAACAGAGAAGCUGUGUCACGUCUUCUCCAAGAAGAGUACAGCGGUGCAGAGUCUCCUAGCAAACCACUGAAUAGAUCAGCGUCAAGAAACAUUAAAACAUCCAGCAUAAAUGUUGAAAAUCCUAUGACAUCAGACCAAAAAUUAGAUUGUUUGGAAAACCUGGGAGGAGUAACAAAGCUAGUGCAGACUCCAAAGCAAAAAACAGUUGUACAAUAUUCUAAGAGUAAGGAUGUGAAAAGAAUUAUGAAAACCCCAAAGAAGAAAUCUGAUCCUGUAGAAGAUUUUGUUGGGCUGAAGAGAAUUUUGCGGACUCCAAAAGAGAAAGCAGUUGUAGAAGACUCUACUAAAGCCCUUGAGGGUGUUAAAAGGAUCCUGAGAACACCAAAACAAAAGUCUGAGCAUGUAGAAGAUCUCCGUGGACUUAAGAGACUCCUGCGCUCACCUAAAGAGCCAAAAGUAUCAAAAGUAUUUAUUGAGGAUCUAACUGGAGUAAAAACAAUUAUGAGGACUCCAAAGCAAAAAAGUCAGCCAGUUGAAGACAUGAUUGGUAUAAAGAGAAUAAUGACUACUCCUAAACAAAAGGGAAGUCCCGUUGACAGUGCUUUUGGAAUUAGUAGAAUUAUGAAAUCUCCAAAGCAGAAACACACUCCAGUGAAAGACUUUGCUGGAUUGACUAGUCUAUUUGCAGAACCCCAGCAAACUGGAGGCCAGACGAUAAACACAGAGCUGUUGAUAACAAAGAACAUAAGGCAAUCCAGAAGACUUUCUAAUGAGCAUCAAGAAGGACUAACACCUUCACAUAAAGCAGAAUUAAUACUGGAAAAGCCAACAAGUCCAAAGACCGUAUAUGAACCUGCACCAGUUGCAUCUACAUCAGAGACUUCUGAAAAAACUGUUGCAGUUUCUGCUGCUAGUGUGCAGUCAUGUUUCUCUCCUCCCAAGUCUAGAAAAUCUCCAAGAGGCAAUAGAAUCUCUUCGGAUAUUCUGCCUAAUGCUCCUUUACCUGGGCAAAAUGACACGUCUGAUGGUAAUCUACUUGUGUCUGCUUGUCUUAAAACAACUGAGAGUUCUUUGAAUGUUGAAACGGUGAAACCUGUAAAGUCUCCAGUGAUAUCUAGGAGGUCACAACAGAAGUUAGUUGCUCACAAAAACUUAACAAGUACCACAAGAUCUACACGUAGCAGAAGAGGUGCUCAUAGUGAAAGUGAAGAAAAUCUGUCUUGUGUCACAGCAGUGACAAGUGCAGUGAUCUCAGAAGUUGCAGAAAAGGUGAACACAUCUAUUUCAAAAAGAUCAGGUCGUGGUUCAGGCAAAGAAGUUGCAAAGAAGAUUGAAAACCUUGAACUCCCUGCCAAGAAAUCUACUAGAGGAAGAAAAAUACAAAUAGACACGAAAGAAAGCAGAUCAAGGUCUGAAGAGGUUUCGGGUGAAGAUGUUAAGGAAUGUGAAUCUCUCCUAAAAUUACACACAAGCCCACAACGACCUACAUCAGCCAAAAAACCUGGAAGGAAGCGGAAAACGCAUGAAAAUUCUUUAGAUAUGACCCUCAGUGAGAAAAAUUCCAGUCCAAAUAUGACAACAGAUUCAUGUGCUGAAGAAAACUCUCCUAGUCCUGCGUUAGCUGAAGAUGCUUCUAAGCCAAAGAAAAUGGUACUGCAAGCUAAACAUGCUGCAUUGUCUGGUUUACCUCGAAAGUCUUCACAUGGUCAAAAUAAUAAACCAGGUACUGAUAGCCAAAAUGUUGCUGGGGCAAGUCCUGUCAAAAAUGAUACGAUAGCACGUUCAAAGAGGGCAAGAGGAGUAGUAAAGGGCACUUCAGAGUUGGAACAAAGUGUGCCAAUUGUUUCUACCAGAUCUGUCAGAAAUAAAGCAAAACAGGUUUCUGAUCAAUCGGAAAUUGAGUUCAUUGAAAAAAAUCUUGUGGAAAGUGAAAUUCCAGUUAUUUCAAAAAGGUCUCGGUCUAAAGCUUUGAAAAAAACAAAGGAAAUGGUUAAACUUGCUAUGUCAGAUGGUACAGAUUUGGCAGAUCCUAGCCUUGAAAAAUCAGAUCCACCUGUCACCUCUGAAACAAGUCCCAACUUUAGUAGAAAUGUCAUCUUAGAAGCAGAAACCAUUUCUACAGUGUCAGCACAUGUACCUGUUAGGAUGGGUACUAGGAAAAGGAAUUCUAUAGAUAGUGAGACUAAAGGUGAGGAAACUAAAAAAGCCACCGCGGUCUUAAAUCGUUCUCGUAGGGGAACUGGAAGCUUACUGGUUUUAACUGAUGUUGAGUCUGCAUUAGAUAUUAACUCUAGGAAAACUAGUGGUAGAAGAAAGCGAGAAGAUAUCAACACUCAAACCCUGAUAUCAAAUGUAGAGGAUUCAGGAACCAAGAAAAACCUGAAAGCAGAAAAGGGUUCCAAUACUACCUUGAAGAAAUUAAGAGGAAAGAAGGUAGUGCUAGAGUUAUCAGAAAGUGAUAAUGUAGAGUCUCACAAAAUAGUCGAGUCAAGUCUUAAUUCAGCAGAUGAGAAAGAAGUUCCUAAUGAAGCUACCAAUAUGUCAGAAACUAAAUCCAAGAAAGGGCGCAAAAAACAUGUAAACUGGCAUCCUUUGCUAUCUGAAACUCUGCAGGAGAGUAAAGAGUUGGAACGGCAAGCAAGUGAAACAAAAUCUAAUACACCAGAUGCUGAAGUUGUGAUGCUUCAAGUAACCAAUGAAAAGUCCCCUGAAAAUAAAAGUGGUGGCGAGUUAACAAAGCCAAAAGGUCGAAAGUCUGCAAAGUCAAAGUUACUGCAAGCGCAUAAUACCAUUUGUGAAGAUGCAUCAGCAGAAAGUUCUGUUGAAGUUGUCACGCUUCCACACAGAAAAGGUCGACCUUCCAAAACUAGACUAGCAGCUGAAGCACUUGUGCCGCUGGAAAAAUCUACAAGAAAGCGCAAAAUACUUGACACCGAUACUGCAGAUAACCCAGUCCUGGAGAGUGCAGACCAAGAACAGCUGAUAUCAAAAAGACCAAGGCGAGAAAAAAUUAUUCCUGCCAGUAAGGGACCUGAAGACUUAAAUUCUGUUACUUCCCCUGAAGCCAGUGGUGAGGUCACUGUGAGCAUCAGAAGGGGGAGACGGGCAAAAUGUGGUAAUGAAAUAGCUGUGAACAAACUUAAAAGUGAAGAAAAACUAAAGGUAGCACAAGGAAAAUCGGACUCUUUACAAACGGACAACAACCAAGAUGCUGCUAAAUUAGAGAAACCUUUAAGGAGAGGGAAAAGAGUGCUUGCAGAAACGGCUAUCGCUGAAUCUGUCAUCAGCCCUGUAAAAUCUUUAAGGGGUAGAAGAGCAGUGACUGAAGAUAAAACUUCAAAAAAUGUCCAUGACAAAUUGCCUGAUACUGAAAUUAAACCUCAAAGGGUGUCUAGAAGAGGACACUACACAGAACAGAAAACCAACAAUAAAAUAUUGAAUCCAGUUAAAAGGAGGAAAUAGGCAUGAAGUUUAAUUUUAAAAUUUUAGCCUUUAGUCCGUGGUGUUUCAGGUAUUUUAAACGUAAGGCACUGCUAGCUAGUUAUGCUUAUAUUGUUUUUUCAGCAUACUUGUUAAAUCUUACUGUUGCAAUAACUUUUUAAAUAUAUGGCUAUAAGGAUUAUUGUGUAUAUAUUUUCAAAAGGGAGUUUUAAAUAUACAGUUUAUCAUGUUAUAUCUGUAUGUUUUAGUUUUUCAUGGUUUUUAGUUUUAAAUUGUUAAGUAGUCUUAAAGAAAAAAAAAACUAUGUAGCAAAAUCAGAACAAAAUAUGAAUAUUUAAAAUUUUGUAUUCAUCCUACGGCUCAAUCACCAGUAAUGCAUGUCAUUUUCCAAUAUUAGAUUACAACAAUGUUUACAUCAUUGUAGUCCGGUAUGGUUAGGAAACAAAAUGAUCUGUAUAUGUAGAUUUUCAUUGGUGGCUAACUUGCAUCAGUUAUUUUGUGAUCUGAAAAAAUAUUUGUAGAAUCUGCAGAGCUUAAUGGUUCAGUAUACCAAAACAAUAAAAUUGAAGCUAUUAUUUCUUA